Molecule: messenger RNA, 757 nt
Organism: Heterotrigona itama
Lineage: Eukaryota; Metazoa; Arthropoda; Insecta; Hymenoptera; Apidae
Source: the annotation of a GenBank genome assembly
AAUAAAAAUAAAAAUGUCACUGGUCAACUUCACCUUGCCGUAUCAGUCGGCAACGCCUACACCAUUCUUCUACGGUGGACAAAACGGAGGACAAUCGACAGUGAACAACCUUCGUCUGAACGCCGUACUUCCGCCUGCGCCCGCUCCAAAUUUUAACGAUCAAGAAUCUUUCCUGAACGAACCGUAUAUACCACCUGCUGCUUACCAACAACAGCAGCAGCAGCAACAGCAGCAACAACAACAACAAAGACAACGUCAAUCGACCUUUAACCGACAAAGAAAUUCAAAUGCGUUCGUCGAACAAUCGUCCUUUUCGUCUACACAGGACAAUCGAUAUGCGAAUUACAAUCAAGAUUUUAUAAGAACGCAACCACGGCAACAGCAACAAAUGAGAUUUCCGCCAUCAUUGCCGCAACAACAACAACAACAACAACAACAGCAACAACAAGUUUCAGUAGAAGGGGAUCAAGAUAAUUUUAGAACAUCGAGAAUACCAGAACAGGAGAGCUAUCCUGAUAGACCUAAUGGGUAUACGAGAGUUAACGGUGAAAGUGGACCUGGUACAAAAACUUCGAUUCACGCUGUUUUAGACUAUGAUGACGACUUCGACGAUUAUUACGACGACAAAGACCCAGAAAUACCAAGGGACGCUCACGUCACGCCAAUUCAAGGUCCAAUCUUUUUGAAAAAUGGCUCGGUCCCCGUAGUGCCACUGUAUUCUUAUCCUCAAUUAAAUAAUGGCACAGUUGUACAGAUA